AUGAUUCCAACGAGCACUGUCAUUGGUAAUAAUUGUAUUGGCCAGAACACUGUUAUUAGUCCAACUAGCAUAAUCAAUGACAAUAAUAAUGUUGAUUGUGCUAAGACAGUUUAUUCAAGAGAGGGAUUAAUAGCAUUUUAUGUAUCAUACCCAACAACACUUUCAAUGACAAUACCAUUUCAAGUCUUUCAAUUCAGUUCAUAUGAAUAUUUUCGUAAAGUGUUAAAUCCCAGUGGUCAAUAUGAUCCAAAGACUCAUGUUAUGGCUGGUGGAUUGGCAGGGGCAAUUGCAGCAGCUGCAACAACACCUUUAGAUGUCGCAAAAACUCUAUUACAAACACGAGGCAACACAAAUGAUUUAAAAAUAAGAAAUUGCAAUGGAUUAUUUGGAGCAUUUAAAAUUAUUUAUGAACGAAAUGAACUAAAAGGGUUUUUCAGAGGAUUAAGACCACGUGUGUUGUCUCAUAUGCCAUCAACUGCUAUUUGUUGGUCAGUUUACGAAUAUUUUAAAUGGUUUAUCAAUAAAAAAGAUAUUUUAAACUAUUUGUAA
Entrophospora sp. SA101 is the source of this 549-nucleotide messenger RNA. The record is from the annotation of a GenBank genome assembly. NCBI's taxonomy places the organism in Eukaryota, Fungi, Glomeromycota, Glomeromycetes, Entrophosporales, Entrophosporaceae.